Molecule: messenger RNA, 4048 nt
Organism: Capra hircus (goat)
Lineage: Eukaryota; Metazoa; Chordata; Mammalia; Artiodactyla; Bovidae
Gene: MED16
Product: mediator complex subunit 16
Exons: 16
Coding region: 167-2656 (829 amino acids)
Biological process (GO): positive regulation of DNA-templated transcription
Cellular component (GO): mediator complex
Molecular function (GO): protein binding
Source: RefSeq, a predicted model, not a curated record
GGGAAGCAGCUGGGCUGCGCGGGAGACUCGUUGGUCCUGGGAAGAUGGCGGCGCCGGAGCCGGGGCGUUAGAGCGAAUGCAGACGGCAGCCUCCUUCUCGGUGGGCGUACAGGCUGGUCCAGAGCUGGUGACCGUCCUCCCUGUGUGACCUUGGCAGUUGGGCACCAUGGACCUGGCUUACAUCUGUGAAUGGGAGAAAUGGCCCAAGAGCACCCACUGCCCAUCUGGUCCCCUUGCCUGCACCUGGUCCUGCCGCAACCUCAUCGCCUUCACCACGGACCUGCGCAGUGAUGACCAGGACCUGACCCGCAUGAUCCACAUCCUGGACACUGAGCAUCCCUGGGACGUGCACUCCAUCCGCUCAGAGCACAGCGAGGCCAUCACCUGCCUGGAGUGGGACCAGUCCGGCUCUCGUCUGCUGUCAGCUGAUGCCGAUGGGCAGAUCAAGUGCUGGAGCAUGGCUGACCACCUGGCCAACAGCUGGGAGAGCCCCGUGGGCAGCGUGGUGGAAGGGGACCCCAUCGUGGCCUUGUCCUGGCUGCACAACGGUGUAAAACUGGCCCUGCAUGUGGAAAAGUCUGGUGCCUCCAGCUUCGGGGAAAAGUUCUCCCGCGUCAAGUUCUCGCCAUCGCUCACACUGUUCGGGGGCAAGCCCAUGGAGGGCUGGAUCGCUGUCACGGUCAGCGGCCUGGUCACUGUGUCCCUGCUCAAGCCCAGCGGGCAGGUGCUCACCUCGACUGAGAGCCUGUGCCGGCUGCGCGGCCGUGUGGCUCUGGCCGACAUCGCCUUCACAGGUGGCGGCAACAUCGUGGUGGCCACAGCAGAUGGCAGCAGCGCGUCACCGGUGCAGCUGUACAAGGUGUGCGUGAGCGUGGUCAACGAGAAGUGCCGCAUCGACACCGAGCUCUUGCCCUCGCUCUUCAUGCGCUGCACCACCGACCUCAGCCGCCGCGACCGGCUGCCCGCCAUCACCCACCUCAAGUUCUUGGCCCGCGACAUGUCGGAGCAAGUACUGCUGUGUGCAUCCAGCCAGACGAGCAGUGUGGUGGAGUGUUGGUCGCUGCGCAAGGAGGGCCUUCCUGUGAACAAUAUCUUCCAGCAGCUCUCUCCGGCUGUUGGUGACAAACAGCCCACAAUUCUCAAAUGGCGGAUUCUGUCGGCCACCAAUGACCUGGACCGUGUAUCUGCUGUGGCACUGCCCAAGCUGCCCAUCUCACUCACCAACACUGACCUGAAGGUGGCCAGUGACACCCAGUUCUACCCCGGCCUCGGGCUGGCCCUGGCCUUCCACGACGGCAGUGUCCACAUCGUGCACCGGCUCUCGCUGCAGACCAUGGCCAUCUUCUAUAGCUCUGCCGCCCCACGCCCCGUGGACGAGCCAGCUCUCAAGCGCCCCCGGACCACAGGCCCCACUGUGCACUUCAAGGCCAUGCAACUCUCCUGGACCUCCCUGGCCCUCGUGGGCAUUGACAACCAUGGCAGGCUGAGCAUGUUGCGCAUCUCGCCGUCCAUGGGACACUCGCUGGAUGUGGGGUUGGCCCUGCGGCACCUGCUCUUCCUGCUGGAGUACUGCAUGGUGACUGGCUAUGACUGGUGGGACAUCCUGCUGCAUGUGCAGCCCGGCAUGGUGCAGAGCCUGGUGGAGAAGCUGCACGAGGAGUACACGCGCCAAAAGGCCGAGCUACAGCAGGUCCUGUCCACCCGGAUCCUGGCCAUGAAGGCCUCGCUGUGCAAGCUGUCGCCCUGCACAGUGACUCGCGUGUGCGACUACCACGCAAAGCUUUUCCUCAUCGCCAUCAGCUCCACGCUGAAGUCGCUGCUGCGCCCGCACGUGCUCAACACACCUGACAAAAGUCCUGGUGACCGGCUGACUGAAAUCUGUGCCAAGAUCACAGACGUCGACAUUGACAAGGUCAUGAUCAACCUCAAGACGGAGGAGUUCGUUCUGGACAUGAACACGCUCCAGGCACUGCAGCAGCUCCUGCAGUGGGUGGGCGACUUUGUGCUCUACCUGCUGGCCAGUCUGCCCAACCAGGGCUCCCCACUGCGACCAGGCCACAGCUUCCUGCGGGAUGGCACAUCGCUGGGCAUGCUGCGAGAGCUGAUGGUUGUCAUCCGUAUCUGGGGCCUGCUGAAGCCUAGCUGCCUGCCUGUGUACACGGCUACCUCAGACACUCAGGACAGCAUGUCCCUGCUCUUUCGCCUGCUCACCAAGCUCUGGAUCUGCUGUCGUGACGAAGGUCCCACAAGUGAGCCAGACGAGGCGCUGGUGGAUGAGUGCUGCCUACUGCCCAGUCAGCUGCUCAUCCCCAGCCUGGACUGGCUGCCUGUGAGUGAUGGACUGGUCAGCCGCCUGCAGCCCAAGCAGCCCCUGCGCCUGCACUUUGGCAAGGCCCCUGCUCUUCCUGGUGGCUCCAGCAGCCUGCAGCUGGAUGGCCUCAUCAGGGUGCCAGGCCAGCCCAAGAUGGACCACCUGCGGAGGCUGCACCUGGGCGCCUACCCCACAGAGGCUUGCAAGGCGUGUACCAGGUGCGGCUGCGUCACCAUGCUCAAGUCGCCCAACAAGACCACCGCUGUCAAGCAGUGGGAGCAGCGCUGGAUCAAGAACUGCCUGUGUGGGGGGCUCUGGUGGCGCAUGCCCCUCAGCUACCCCUGACUACAUCUCAGCCUUUUUCUCUGCUGUGCAAAAUGUCAGUGGAUUCCUGAUGAACUUACAGGAAAGCCAUGCUGUCCCCUUGCUGGUGACAGAGCAGCCACGUGCUCCAGACCUUCGCUGGGUGUUCUUAGGCACCACCACCCUGGAACUAUGCUUUGGGGGCCUUGUCUGCUGCGCCAGCACCCCUGUAACCGACAGGGCCAGUGAGGACACAGCCUGAAGCCUCAAGUUGGCACCUCAGCCCAGCCAUCGAGGCUCUUUCUCCCUUGAAGCCUGUUGAUUUAUCUGGCAGGAGGACCUAGCCACGUGAUCACCCUGCGAGGUGGUGACUGAGAUAGCCUGGGGCCUGCCCCAGGCAGAACCACGGCAAGUGCCACCCCUCAGGACCCCAAGGACCCCUAGGUCCCAGUUCAGAGGGUCCAGGAUCUGAGGACUGUGUGCUUUAGAACAUGACACAUGAACCUGCCAGGCGUCCAGUGGCUGCUGUCAAGGACACCAGCCGGACGUCAGCCUCGGGUCCCCCACCUGUACCUGUCACUGCUGUCUCUGACAUGGGCAAGCCCCAGAAACGUCCCCCUGGACAGCAGGUGUCUUGUCGGUGUCCUGGGUGCCACCUCCCCACAGCCCCCACCCCCCCACAGGCAUGGGAUUCUGUGCCUGUGUGUGUUGUUUUCCUGCUUGGCCAGCAUUUAUUGAGCACCUACCGUCUACCAGACGCAGGCGUCCUGUGGGGGGAGCAGUGGGCUGGAUGUGGGUGGAGGCUGCUCUCUACUGCCUGGUUCCUGCACACAGGAGUGUCUCUGUCUCUUCUUUCUCUCUGCCUCCCUGCCUUCCUCCCCUCCCCCACCAGGUUUUUGGGAGCUCAGGCUGUGGCCCCGAAGGGUCCAGCCUCGUCAGCAACCACUCACCGAUUAUGUGGCUCCCCAGGGCCUGGGCACAGUGCCUGCCUGUUAAGCGGUAAUUGCUUCUCUUGUUUUCCUUCUGGAGGCUCGAGGGAGGGCAGGCUGGGUAGGUGUCCUGCGGAGCUCAGCGUGCUGCCUGCUGUGUCAGGCUUUCAGGGACUGGCAGCACUCCAGGGGCCCCAUUACCUGGGCCAGCUGCCCACCUGCCUGUGGCCCCAGCACUUAGGGGUGUCCAUGUCUUGCCAUCUGAGUGGUGCUUUCUGCAGGGACCUGUGAGGUACCCCCCCAGCUGUGCUGCUGCUGGUGCCCCAGCCCCUUGGAGAAAUGGGCCUGAAAUGGGCAGCCUCUCUGGUGGAGCGGCACAUGGCCCAGGUUCUUGCAUAUAUUUUCUCAGCCUUUUACCUCAUUUGACCAUAUAUUUUUUUAAGCCACUUGCCUUUCUCAAGUCAUUCUAAAGUCUUUAAAGCAGCUACUUGUUUUAGAAAAGUGA